UUUCCUGGUUGGAAGUUAAGGCCAGGGAGAAGACAUCAAUAAUAUUUAACCCUAAAUGUGGCAGGAUUAUGGCAUCAAAUUUUAAAUCCUCCAUUCAGAGGGGCUGUGAUUUCAUCCAUGAUUUCGCCUGUUCCCUUUGCGAAGAAGAUGGACUGAACACGGAAGCUCAACAUUUCUGUAAUCAGUGCACGAAAUAUUACUGCGUAAACUGUGUCUCAACUCACAAUAAGCUAUACAAGAGGCACACAGUGCUCGACCGGAAGGACGUGAAGAAAUGGGCAGCACCACCAGGGAUGGUGGACGUCCUUGAGAGAUGCGAUAGGCACCCCGGGGAGGCGCUCAAGCUGGUAUGUGGUGACCAUGACCAGCUGUGUUGCCAUGUGUGCGUUGCCGUGGAUCAUAGACACUGUUCAUCAAUACAGCACAUUCCAGACGUUGCAAAGGGCAUCCGCAAAGAUCCCGAGUUUCGUCAACUACCUAAACGGGUACUUUUUAUUAGGAAGCAGAUAGAAGAUAUGGAAAACGACAGAAAGAAAAGUAGUUCCUCACUGCGGAAGGCUAGAACAGCCUUUGUUGAUGAAAUCAAAGCAAUCCGUAGAAAAAUCAACGACAUUCUUGACAAGAUGGAGAAAACGACCGUUCAAGAAUUAGACGGUCUGGUGGCUGAUCAGGAAAUGUCCAUUAAGAAAGAUAUGGAAUCCUGCACACAGAUGCAUGAGGAAUUAAAAAGCUUAAUGGAUUACAUACAGAGCAAGGACUCAUCAGGCGAACCACCCCUUUAUAUUGGGUUCAGAAAAUGUAAAGAAAAAAUCAAACAAGCAACCGAAAUUCUGCAAAACAUGUCAACUGUUGUCAAAUACGAUAUAACUUUUCGUAAACAUAAUGGAAUAGAAGAUAAUUUGUCCUCGAUGAAGACAUUUGGCGAGUUAAAUGAAUCGAAUGUUUAUUGUAAACAACCACUGAUAUCACUAUUCCCCCGAGAUUAUGUAUUCGCUACAGGAGGGUACAAGGAGUACAACGUGAGUAUGAGUUCAGACAAACAUACAUGUGCUAUUGAAGGGAUAUGUGAGCUGCCUGGUGGCGAGGUUGUUAUUUCAGAUUACCACAACAUGACAGUGAAACUCCUGGACCAGGAGUACAGGGUUGUCGACCACUGUGAUGUCCCCAAGUAUCCAUUGGACGUGUGCCACAUAGGCGGGAAUGAGGUUGUCGUUUGUGUUAACAAGUUUGGUGUUAGACGUGAACUCCAUUUCAUUAACAUUACAAAAGGGAAACUUGUGACCACGCGAAAAUUAAGUUUCACCAAUAACUGUUACGGCGCAGCUUAUCACGGAAACAACCUUUACAUUUCCUCAUACACCGCGCUGUACGUCUAUACGAUGACGGGACAGCUUGUGAAAAAGCUGUACGAGGACAAGUCCGGUGGUUACACGGUGAGCAAAAUUGCCAUCAGUAACGACGGGAAGACUAUCUUCAUCACAAACUACUCAAACGAUCAACUUAUCACCCUGGACAACCUCGGUAACAAGCUGGCCAUAUUCACUGACUCGGACUUGAGGAAACCUAUCGGAGUACACGCGACAACGGCUGGACACGUGUUCGUCUGCUGCUUUGAGUCCGACACAGUGCUGCAGGUUGACAAGGACGGGAAGACGAAGUUGGCCACAUUGGCAAGGGAACAAGACGGAGUGUACAGACCUCAAGCUUUCUUCUUCAGCAGCCGUUCUUCCUCUCUGGUUGUCGGUAGAGAGAAAGACACGCUCCUGGUCCUUAAUGUACGAUAAAGAAUAGAUCCAAUUACAAGUGGCAAAAUAGAAUUAUUAUAACUGAUUUUUACUUGAUCCUUUCUCGUAAAUAUAAGUUCGGAUGGAAAAUGUAUAUGCAUAUAAUACAAGAAUCAUAUUUGCUUAAACGUACGUAUACCUUUAUAUUUGACGUAUUUUAUUUGCUUUUAGCUACAUAGUUAUAAUAUUUAUCGUGCACAUGUUAUUCAACUUAAUGAUUUUUUAUUGUAUAAUGUUAUUCCCGUAUAUUUAAUAUGUUGCUAUGUGUAUGUGUAUGUAUACUCGUAUAUAUAUAUUUAUUCUUUAUUUAAUGUUGAAAUAAGAUAUAUAAUACGGCUCGUUUUGCCAUGUGCCUUUAAAAAGCUUCAAUACUUUUACUACAACUACAAGAGAGCCAGUUAUGUGUUAACUAUUUUCACUGCACACCUAGAUGAACAUAGGUGCAUUAAUUAUGCAGAGUUUCUUCAAAGUAAAAACAAUUACAUA
Molecule: messenger RNA, 2270 nt
Organism: Mya arenaria
Lineage: Eukaryota; Metazoa; Mollusca; Bivalvia; Myida; Myidae
Exons: 2
Coding region: 69-1784 (571 amino acids)
Molecular function (GO): zinc ion binding
Source: RefSeq, a predicted model, not a curated record